Messenger RNA from Pieris brassicae (large cabbage white), 6589 nucleotides. RefSeq lists its product as uncharacterized. Gene Ontology annotation, biological process: Rho protein signal transduction; endothelial cell migration. The record is from RefSeq and is a predicted model, not a curated record. The transcript is spliced from 23 exons. Gene Ontology annotation, cellular component: endocytic vesicle; plasma membrane; axon. Bases 80 to 3730 code for a protein of 1216 amino acids. Lineage: Eukaryota; Metazoa; Arthropoda; Insecta; Lepidoptera; Pieridae. Gene Ontology annotation, molecular function: guanyl-nucleotide exchange factor activity.
UAUAACGUGAAUCGAGCUAGUGAUAAAAAUCUUCCCAAUGGGUUGUGGUUAUAAUCAUUAUCUUGCAUUCAUGACCUAGAUGUGUCGGUGUUUUUUACGUGAAAUUAAAUUAAAGUAUUCGACUAUGGAUAGGCUUAAGCAAAAACUAAGAAAAUCUUCAAACGCAAAAGAAAAAUACGUGUCAGACGUCAAGUGUAUAAAAGAGAAUAUAAAAAUCAGAGAAAUAUUGCGAAAUGUAAAAAUGAAUAGUAGUAUGCGUUUAAAGGCACCCACUGGGAGCAGAGUGAUGAAUAACACGGAUUUCAGUGAUAGUGAAGAUUGUUUUGACGGUACCCUUAAGGAUGAGAACGAGAUUUUACAACCACCAUACGCUAUGAACCACGAUGUAAUUGUGUUAUAUCCAGAGUACGCGAGCGCACCCAGUAAUUUAAAUGAACCAAUUAAUCACGAACCAUAUCCGGCAUUGGAAAGAUUUAAAAGUAAUUCCGAAGCAAAUUUACCAAAUAGUCUUAAAUAUGUCGAGAACAAUAAGCUGGUUAAACUGGAACCAGUUAAACGAAGCGAGUCUAUGAUUCCUGAUGCAAGAUGUAAGAGUGAAAUUUUAAAUAGUUUGCCCUCGACCCUGCGAACCAGGAAGAUGUCGCUAGACCAAUCAGUUUUGGAUCGUCGGUUCACCCAAUCAGAAUUAGAUUUGCACAGUUGUGGUAAAUUGCCGUUGGAACGAAAAUCAUCCUUUUUCAGAAAGAAGAUGGGUAGCUUCUUUCGCAACACAACACAUUUAUUUCGAAAACAGUCGUCAGUAAAAAACAAUUCGAAGUCUUUGCAGUCCCUGGAUGAAAAUAAUUUAGGAAACAAUGAAGAAAUUAAGGAUUAUUCGCAAUUGCCCGGCCCUAUGGCUGGUAGCAAAAGUGAGACCAGUUUAAUCUCCGAGUCUACAGUCACGAGCACAUCAAGCAAUGCAGUACACAAAGACCAAUCUUUAAACAUGAGUCCAGAAAAUAGCACGUCCACUGUCUCCAUUCAAAAUAUGUCUAAUAGUGUCCUUAGUUUAAAUGAAGAAUACAUUCAAGAAGCGAUGUUGACACCGAGAGCAAUUUCUAUGAGUUCUGGCUUGGAUAGCACUAGCGACCGAUGUGGCAGGAAAUUUAAAGCUAACAGAGUUACAUGGCUGGCCAGCGAGGGAUUAACUAAUUAUUUCAGGCGUGUUAUUCAAGAUGAGAAGAGUAAAGAAAAAGUUAAGACUUUCCAUUCACAUCAAGAUUUUUCCAGUAUACCAGAAAACGAAUCCUACGUUUCGAGUCUCAAUAUGGGCCGAAGGCUCUCCUACCAACGGGCUGUAUCCGGAGAGGAUCCAGUGACACCAAUAAAGUAUCAAGAUUCCUUGUCUAGGCGAAAAUAUAUCAGUAUUGAUAAGAUACAGGCUCAUCUGGAGCUACAGAAUCACUUAGCUGAGUUUUCAAAUAGCGGCGUGCCAUCCUUACAAGGGUUCGUUCUAGCAGCCAUUCCAGACAACUCGUUCUCCUAUCUGAUGUGGUCAGAGCAAUCAGGAAAUCUUGAACUGGCCUACAAUUGGAAAACUUUGGAUGAGGAUGAGCAAAAGAAGCAAGCCGUUGUUCGGGAGUUGGUGGAGACAGAAGCGAACUAUAUACAACACUUGAUGGUGAUUGUUGAGGUAUUUAUUGCCGCAGCACACUCACUUCAGGACAGCGGCAAAAUGCUGGAUGUUGACACAGCAAAGUUAUUUUCAAAUAUACCAGAUUUGCUUAAUGCAAAUCUGGUAUUUUGGAACGUAACAUUCUAUCCAAUGGUUAAAGAUGCCGUGGAAAACAAAACUCCAUAUAAAGUAGAAUUAAUGGCUGACGGAUUUAGUCGUUUUCCCGAGAUCUUUCAGCCAUAUGAAAAAUAUAUGAGUGAACAGGCAAAAAUGAUGACAUACUUGAGAUUUAUGCAAAACGACCCGGAAUUUUCCCUAUACCUUAAUUGGUGUUAUACGAACAAAUCAUGUAACAGACUCCAGUUAUCCGACUUACUCGUGAAGCCUAUGCAACGGCUCACAAAGUAUAGUCUUAUACUUCGUCGAGUCGUUGCAUACGCUAAAUCAAAUGAAGAAUCUGUUACACUAAAGUCUAUGGAAAAUUUCGUAAGAGGUUACGUGAUUGACUUAAAUCGGUCAAUGCGUCAACGUGAUGAAAUAGAGAAACUUGAUGAGUUGUUAAACUCGGUUGAGCCGUACGAAUUGGAAUUUAAAGAAGAGGAAAUGGAACGUGCUUUCAGGACAUAUUGCUCGUUAAACUUAAAAGCAUCCGUGUUAAAUUCUACAGAAUUGCCUUUGCGCAACUUAGUAUACGAGUGUAACUUGCGGUUUAAGGAUAACAUAGGAAAAGAGACUGAAAUAAAACUAUUUCUUUUGACGGACGUGAUGUUAAUUUGUAAGAAACAGUCAAAAGGAAGUGCAUUGCCAUAUAAAAUGAUAAGACCCAAAAUAUUUUUGGAGAGACUUGUAUCAUGGCAUAAAUCAGCAAAAAGCCAGAGCCAGUCAAAUAGUCUCAUUUAUGUCAUAGUGGAUGAAUUCAAUUCAGCAAUAGGAUGUUUUACACUAAGCGAAUCUACAAAAGAUUCAACUCCAACGCAAACACUUAAGACCUUAGAAAUGAAAAUUAAAGAAGCACGACUUUCCCACGCAUUAAUAAUUUGGGCAGCCAUAAAUCCAUCGCGGGAGCUAAGUGAGAUAGAAUCGAGUGAAACAUAUACUAUGAAGGUGAAGAAUGCUGAAGAUAUAGCUAUUGAGAACGAAGCUCGUGAAAGAGUUGCGUGCAUGUUACACCGAGGCAUGGGCGUGUCGACUGAUGAGUGUUCACAAUCAUUCACCACCGAUUCCAACGAGGCUCCCGGGGAUGUUGCCAGUUAUAGCCGAAUUGGCAAUCAGAGACACUAUAUGCAUCGGUUAUCAACCGCCAGCUCACGACAAUCUCGUUUAUCCAGUUUCCAGCAAUCACUCAGUGCCGCUUCCCGUGACGAACCUCACCCCGGGCCAAGCAAAAUCGUAAACCGAGCAGGCGGCUCUCUUGAACAGCCGGUUACAUCAAUCACAGUAAAUGUAGUGACUGAGGCAGAAACACCAACGGAAAAGGAACCAUUGGUAGCGGAUGGGCUAACACUCCAUGUUACGCCAGCUCCCGAGUCACCACACUCCUUGUCACCCCAUUCGAACAAUGUUUCCGUUUUGAGCAGCCAUCCGGACCUUAAUCCAGACGCAAUGACUCUUUCUUUAAGAGCACCGUCAGCUUCCGAGAGACUAUAUCAGUCACAUCAGGAACUUCUACAACGCAAUCGUUUGGCAGCAUCACACGCUACUCAGUUUUUAACUCCCGACCAUCGUGGAAGUAGUUAUCCACCCCCAAGUCCUACAAGGGCGUCAUUAAAAAGGGGGUUAGCAUUCUCUUACUCAUUCAAAAAUCCACCUUUGAGCAAGAUGGGAAAUGUUCAUAGUCAGUCACAUUUGGACGCCGCAAUGUAUGCUAGUCAGGGCCAUUUGGAAAGACAGCCAAGUCCUAGUACAAGCGAAAAAAGCGACAAGAAACAUAAAUAUUUGACAACCAGAAACAAGGCAACAUCGAGCACAGACCCUGAAGAAUCAGCAGCCAGCUCUACUGUACCUACGCGUUACCCCUCCGUUCAAGAAAAUAUUAGUGAGAGUGAAACACAUAGAGGGGAUGAUGGGAGUAGAUGAGAUUUGGCGGAGGAGAAAUCCUCCUGAUGUUGGUGUUGUUAAGCGUCUAUAAGUUGACGAGAGAAACGAGAAAUAAUGAUUGAUGUGAAUUCCAGCUUGAUUGUUUGCAAGUAUACGAAUUGUUAGUUUAUGCUACACCCCCUAUAGAAAACCUGCAGAAUUAGCCCUUAAUAAAAACAAAUCAGUCUAAUGACACUAUUUACCAAAGUAUUAUUUUGUCUCUUUCUAACAAAUUGUGUUUAUGCCGUUAUGAAAAGACAGGUGAGUACUCUAGUUCAAACAGUAUUGGGACGAUUUAUUUAUAUAAAUAAGGUUAAAACCUUUCUCGAUUUAAGAGCUUUAUAUACACUGGAAUCGAGCCAGUAAACUCCCUACUGGGAACGUUGGAAUUCUAUCAAUGAUUUUAAAGUUGUCGAAUGAACUAUAAAAGAUCGAAUAGUGAAGUAGGUGGGACAUUGAAAAGACGUGUAAAUUAUAAACUAGUUUAUGUAUUAUACGUAAUCGUAGACGUGAUUUAAGACAAUUAGCUUUUAACUAAGAAAAACUGUGCCAAAUCGCUUAUAGUGCCAGAUUAUUUUCAGAACAGAUCGUAAGGUAUUUCGUUUGUAACUUUUUCUAAUAUUAAUGUGAAUAGUCAUAAACAUAUUAGCUGUCCCGUGCGAUCAAAUUAUCCUUUAUAAACGUUUGAUAAAUUAUUAUAGCUUAAUUUGAAAAUAAUAUUGUCAUAGAAUAUUAAUGUAAGUAAAAACGUAUGUAUAUAAACUUACUUAUAAUCGUCGACUUCUGGUAUAAGCGACGUAGUUUAAUCCGUAAUUUGUAUCUUUUGUAAUAUGUACUACUCUCGUAUUCCAAAGACAAUAUUUUAGUGUAAGAUCCAAAAGCUUAUGGUAAAAUUUUUAAGCCUUUAGUACACAUUCACUGUAUAAAAUGUGAUAAAAAAGUUUAUUUGGACCUGUUUGUGUGUUAUAUUUAAACGUAACAUAGUGAUAUUAAUGGAUUUCAUGACAAUUAUAAGAUAAGUCAAAGUAAUCAUUGUGAAUAAAACUCAUCUAGAAAAGAUAAGAUGUAAAUCAAUUAUAUUUCAUUAACAACAACAAAAACUAGUCUCAAAGGUCCUCAGUGUUUAAGCGUAUAAUAACUAAAAGCACUAAAAAUCAUAUUAUAACAUACGAGGUAUAUCCUCUUAAAAAAAUAAACAUCAACUAAUGCUCAUUGCAUCAAAAUCACUAAUGUUAACCUCAUGUUUAACAAUCCAUCAAUGUCUUCAUCAAAUAUUAUUUUAUAUAAUAUGUAUACAUUGUUAAUGUACGUAUAACGUACAUAAAAAGAAAGACAUAUAGUGAAAAUACAUAUACGAAGCUUUAAGGAAUGAAUUAACUGGCCUUUGUCCCGAUAGUGAGAAUUGAGAUAUACAUAUAAGGAUUAGUUGGAGAUGGGACUUACUUUAUAGUUAGAUAGUAAGUUUUAAGAUAAUACUAGGUGAUAACAUAAUUGUACGCAUUGUAUUAAGUAUUAAGGACCAUUUUAUCGAAUAUUUCCUCUCUUAACUGUCCUUGUCCGCCUUGUCCGCGAGUUUUCAACUAUCUUCUUCGAGAUACCGUUGCAGACACAACAUAUAUAAUUGAAAUAGGCCCUUUAAAAUCGCUUAUGAAGUCGAAUACUUUUUGAUCAUUCUCUUGGCCCUUUUUAUUAACAAUAAGUAUGGACCAAUGUUUAUAGGGUAAAUUUAAAUUUUUACAAAUCAAGAAAUUUUCAUGGAAAAGGUUGUGACAAUUUGAUACAAUACGUUUAAUACUCGUCUUCAUAAGAAUCACCUUAUCUUACAUAACUUUUCGAUAUGACUAUCAUUCAAAUUUAAUGACACUAAAUAAAUGCACUGUACAUUACUUACGUUAGCAACAUAUAAUCCCAAAUUUAUAGAAGAUAGCUCUUCCAAAAUCAGUUGCUGUCACUAACUUAGCAUCGCACGAUACAAAAAUUCAAUACUAAAUAUUUGAGCUUCAGGCGGUUGGCAAUGACGACGAUACAGUACGAUCUUUAUACUGUAUUUGUAAAUUGUGCGAAUACCAAGCCAUAUGUAUGUAUGAUACCUGCAGAAUAUACUAGGUGGAAGCGAAAUGAUAAAUGAAAUGAUUCAAUUUUUCGAACCUAUCAAAAUAUUCCGUGAUGAAUAUCAGUAAUUAACUAAAUACAAAAUAUCCAUAAUAGUAAUAUUUGCUUAUUAUAUUAUUGUGGUUUUAAACGAGCUACAUGUGUUUUUUCGUAAGCAGAAAUUAAGUACUUGCAUUUUAAGUGUGUCGUGUAAUAAGUAUAAUCAUUUCAGCCAAAUAACUGCACAAUUUUGCGUGUUGAUGUUGCUUCUAUCGUUUAACUCUAGUAGAUCCCAUAUACGUUUCAUAUAUCAAUUAUGUUGCUUAUAUUAGCCGAACGAAUUACUGCAGUUUUAGUGAAUUUUGGAUGUUGUAAAAUGUUAAAAAUUGUUAGAAUUUUCAUUGCAAUGCUUGCUAUACGAUACAUGUUACAGGCCCCACAAAUUACUACUUAUGAAUAUUGUUACCGUAAGCAUUUUUAUAUUGUUUUGCUGUCCAUAAUGGUGAUAAGUGUAUCAGCAUUGUGAAUAUUAGAGAAGUAUGAUAUUUCAUUGCUAUUUUGUAUGAACUCUGCGCCAAAUAUAUUUGUAUGUUGUCUUUUUCUAUUAAGAUUCAUUGAUGUUGAGAUUUUCUAAAAUGGUGAACUAUUAGGUCUAAAUGACAUUAAAUGUUAUUAGAAAUUUGUGUAGUAAAAUCACUAAACGGGUAUAAAUUAUUUAAAUAGUAUCUUUUAGUCAAAAAUUAAGAGCAUUUACGUAUUGUGACUCAU